Molecule: messenger RNA, 1706 nt
Organism: Jatropha curcas
Lineage: Eukaryota; Viridiplantae; Streptophyta; Magnoliopsida; Malpighiales; Euphorbiaceae
Source: RefSeq, a predicted model, not a curated record
UCACAAGUAAAACCUUGGAAACAAAUAGAUAUUCUUGAAGCAACAUUACAAUGUCUUCGAAAUGUCUAUUCCAAUGGUUUCUGUUCUUCUUCUUCUUCUUCAUUCUCUUAACUUCUGCAACUUCAAAAAAAUUUAAUAUACCAAGACUUAGCCCAAUAGGACCAAGAAUUUCUUUAGAAGACCCUGAAAGUUUAUCUGAAUCAUCACUCUCUGAUGAUUUGGAGACAUAUUUCUACAACCAAACACUUGAUCAUUUCAAUUAUAACCCUGAAAGCUACAAUACCUUUCAGCAAAGAUAUGUAAUAAGUUCUAAGUACUGGGGUGGUUCUAAUUCUAAGUAUGCACCAAUUUUCGUAUAUUUUGGUGCAGAGGCACCUCUUGAUGGUGAUCUUUAUAUUGUUGGUUUUCUUUCUGAUAAUGCUAUUAAAUUUAAAGCUCUCUUGGUAUAUAUAGAGCACAGGUUUUAUGGGAAGUCAAUCCCAUUUGGUUCACAAGAAGAAGCUGUGAAAAAUGCUAGUGUUCGGGGAUAUUUCAAUUCCGCUAGCUCUUGCAUUCCGCUCCAAGCUCUUGCAGAUUAUGCAGAAGAUUUAUUACUUCAUGGUAAAGAAAAAACCUUUGGGACGCUGAAAAUUUCUCCGGUCAUUGUCCAUCCGGGAGGAUCAUAUGGUGGAAUGCUGGCUUCAUGGUUUCGUCUUAAGUACCCUCACAUAGCACUUGGAGCCUUGGCCUCAUCAGCGCCAAUUCUUUACUUUGAUGAUAUCACUCCGCAGGAUGGAUACUAUUCUCUUGUCACCAAAGAUUACAAGGAAGCUAGUGAGAGUUGCUAUCAGACAAUACAAAAAUCAUGGCCAGAAAUUGAUCAACUUGCUUCUCAACCUAAUGGCCUUGCAAUCCUCAGCAAGAAAUUCAAGACUUGCAAACCAUUAACCGAUGUGGAUGAGCUCAAAGAUUACUUGGACACAAUGUAUAGUGGUGCUGCUCAGUACAAUAAGCCACCAAAAUAUCCAGUGACAGUGGUCUGCAAUGGCAUAGAUGGAAGCAAUACUGAUAGUGAUGGGAAUGAUACACUCAGCAAAAUAUUUGGCGGUGUUGUUGCUUAUAGAGGAAACAGAACUUGCUAUAUUCAUUCACCCACCAAUGUAUCUGAAACAUCUGUGGGUUGGAGAUGGCAGACAUGUAGCGAGAUGGUGAUACCAAUUGGGCGUGGCAAUGAUACAAUGUUUCCACCUGCUCCUUUUGAUCUCAAUGCCUUCGUUCAAGAAUGCAAGGCAUCCUAUGGCGUACCACCAAGGCCCCGUUGGGUCACUACCUAUUAUGGAGGCCAUAGUAUAAAACUCGUUCUGCAGAGGUUUGGUAGCAACAUCAUUUUCUCCAAUGGAUUAAGAGAUCCUUUCCAAUGGAUUAAGAGAUCCUUUUAGGUGUUGGAGAACAUAUCAGACACUAUUGUUGCUGUUUAUACAAGCAAAGGGUCUCAUUGCUUGGACAUACUUCGAGCGAACAAAACAACAGAUCCAGAGUGGUUGGUCGCACAAAGAAAUACUGAGAUCAAUAUUAUAGACCAAUGGAUUAAUAAGUACUACGAUGAUCUACAUAAUCAACAAUAGAUACACUUAUAAUUACUAAUAGUUCAAAGUUUAAAAUUGUAUACAUAUAUCGAAUCAUAGUGAGAGCAAAUAUUAUAAAGUUUGUCUUUUGAAAGAAUAAAA